AUGGCAGGAGCAUGCCACCACCAGGCCCCGCCUGCAACAGAACUCUCCAAUGCAGAGCGCUUCAAAGCUACGCACCUCGCCGCGCGUCAUGGCAACUACCACCAAUAUUACGCCAAGUUUCGGGCGCCCACCGUUCCGGACGAGCGCCUUUCCAUUCUCCCAUCAGAUAUCCUCCGCAAUGCGCGAGUGAUAGACCUGGGCUGCAACGCGGGUAAAUUGACCUAUGAAGCGAUAGCGCACUGCGGCGCGGCAGCUUCAGUCGGCGUCGAUAUCGACCCGUGGCUGGUCGAGCAGGCGAAAGCAGCGUACCCCGACGGACCGUGCACAUUUGAGCACUUUGACUUUGUGGAUGCGUCCGCAUAUACAGGAACCGCGCUAGGCAAGUUCGACGUUGUCCUACUGCUAUCUGUGACUAAGUGGAUCCAUCUCAACAACGGGGAUCCUGGAAUGUUGAAGUUAUUUGCGCACAUACAGAGCAUACUGAAUGAUGGAGGUUAUCUCGUCGUGGAGCCGCAGCCGAUGAGCAAUUAUGCGAGAGCUUCAAAGAGAAAUAAAGAAUUGAGAGAGACCUAUAAGACCAUUAAGAUUAGGCCACCGUUCGACAAUGAGUUGAAAGCGCUGGGAUUUGAGAGGAUACUACAAGUUGAGAGGGACGAGGCGGGGUUUGCUAGGCCCGUACAUGUUUGGAAGAAAAGUAGCGUCAAACGAUGA
Messenger RNA from Penicillium maclennaniae, 711 nucleotides. Its product is annotated as class I SAM-dependent methyltransferase. The record is from RefSeq and is a predicted model, not a curated record. Bases 1 to 711 code for a protein of 236 amino acids. Gene Ontology annotation, molecular function: RNA methyltransferase activity; O-methyltransferase activity. NCBI's taxonomy places the organism in Eukaryota, Fungi, Ascomycota, Eurotiomycetes, Eurotiales, Aspergillaceae. The transcript has a single exon.